Knipowitschia caucasica is the source of this 5847-nucleotide messenger RNA. NCBI's taxonomy places the organism in Eukaryota, Metazoa, Chordata, Actinopteri, Gobiiformes, Gobiidae. The record is from the annotation of a GenBank genome assembly.
AUGGAGUUCUGUGGAGGAGGCUCUCUGCAAGACAUUUACCAGGGUCAGUGUCCACACAGUCCACAUGACCCCCCUCCCUCGGUGUCCCCCCCCCCCCUCGGUGUCCCUCCCUCAGUGUCCCCUUCCUCAGUGUCCCCUCCCUCAGUGUCCCCUCCCUCAGUGUCCCUCCCUCAGUGUCCCCUCCCUCAGUGCCCCCCCCCCCCCGCAGUGUCCCCUCCCUCAGUGCCCCCCCCCCCUCAGUGUCCCUCCCUCAUCGUCCCCUCCCUCAGUGUCCCUCCCUCAGUGUCCCCUCCCUCAGUAUCCCCCCCUCAGUGUCCCCUCCCUCAGUGCCCCCCCCCCCCCCUCAGUGUCCCCUCCCUCAGUGUCCCUUCCCUCAGUAUCCCUCCCUCAGUGUCCCCUCCCUCAGUGUCCCCUCCCUCAGUGUCACCCCCCGAGUGUCCCCUCCCUCAGUAUCCCCCCCUCAGUGUCUCCUUCCUCAGUGUCCCCUCCCUCAGUGUCCCCUCCCUCAGUGUCCCCUCCCUCAGUAUCCCCCCCUCAGUGUCCCUCCCUCAGUGUCCCCUCCCUCAGUGUCCCCUCCCUCAGUGCCCCCCCCUCAGUGCCCCCCCUCAGUGUCCCCUCCCUCAGUGUCCCCUCCUCAGUGUCCCCUCCCUCUGUGUCCCUCCUACAGUGUCCCCUCCCUCAGUGUCCCCUCCCUCAGUGUCCCUCCCUCAGUAUCCCUCCCUCAGUGUCCCCUCCCUCAGUGUCCCUCCCUCAGUGUCCCCUCCCUCAGUGUCCCCUCCCUCAGUGCCCCCCCCCCUCAGUGCCCCCCCCUCAGUGCCCCCCCCUCAGUGCCCCCCCCUCAGUGUCCCCUCCCUCAGUGUCCCUCCCUCAGUGCCCCCCCCCCCUCAGUGCCCCCCCCUCAGUGUCCCCUCCCCCCCCUCAGUGCCCCCCCCUCAGUGCCCCCCCCUCAGUGUCCCCUCCCUCAGUGUCCCUCCCUCAGUGUCCCCUCCCUCAGUGUCCCUCCCUCAGUAUCCCUCCCUCAGUGUCCCCUCCCUCAGUGUCCCCUCCCUCAGUGUCCCUCCCUCAGUGUCCCCUCCCUCAGUGUCCCCUCCCUCAGUGUCCCCUCCCUCAGUAUCCCUCCCUCAGUAUCCCUCCCUCAGUGUCCCCUCCCUCAGUGUCCCCUCCCUCAGUGUCCCUCCCUCAGUGUCCCCUCCCUCAGUGUCCCCUCCCUCAGUGUCCCCUCCCUCAGUGUCCCUCCCUCAGUGUCCCCUCCCUCAGUGUCCCUCCCUCAGUAUCCCUCCCUCAGUGUCCCCUCCCUCAGUGUCCCCUCCCUCAGUGUCCCUCCCUCAGUGUCCCCUCCCUCAGUGUCCCCUCCCUCAGUGCCCCCCCCUCAGUGCCCCCCCCUCAGUGUCCCAUCCCUCAAUGUCCCCUCCCUCAGUAUCCCUCCCUCAGUGCCCCCCCCCUCAGUGCCCCCCCCUCAGUGUCCCAUCCCUCAGUGUCCCCUCCCUCAGUGUCCCCUCCCUCAGUGUCCCUCCCUCAGUGUCCCCUCCCUCAGUGUCCCUCCCUCAGUAUCCCUCCCUCAGUGUCCCCUCCCUCAGUGUCCCCUCCCUCAGUAUCCCUCCCUCAGUGCCCCCCCCCCCUCAGUGCCCCCCCCCUCAGUGUCCCCUCCCUCAGUGUCCCUCCCUCAGUGUCCCCUCCCUCAGUGUCCCCUCCCUCAGUAUCCCUCCCUCAGUGUCCCCUCCCUCAGUGUCCCCUCCCUCAGUGACCCCUCCCUCAGUGUCCCUCCCUCAUGUCCCCUCCCUCAGUGUCCCAUCCCUCAGUGUCCCCCCUCAGGUCCCUCCAGUGUCCCCUCCCUCAGUGUCCCCUCCCUCAGUGUCCCCUCCCUCAGUAUCCCCUCCCCUCAGUGUCCCUCCCUCAGUGUCCCCUCCCUCAGUGUCCCUCCCUCAGUAUCCCUCCCUCAGUGUCCCCUCCCUCAGUGUCCCCUCCCUCAGUAUCCCUCCCUCAGUGUCCCCUCCCUCAGUGACCCCUCCCUCAGUGUCCCUCCCUCAGUAUCCCUCCCUCAGUGUCCCCUCCCUCAGUGUCCCCUCCCUCAAUGUCCCCUCCCUCAGUGUCCCCUCCCUCAGUGUCCCUCCCUCAGUGUCCCCUCCCUCAGUAUCCCUCCCUCAGUGUCCCUCCCCUCAGUGUCCCCUCCCUCAGUGUCCCCUCCCUCAGUGUCCCUCCCUCAGUAUCCCUCCCUCAGUGUCCCCUCCCUCAGUGUCCCCUCCCUCAGUAUCCCUCCCUCAGUGCCCCCCCUCCCUCAGUGCCCCCCCCUCAGUGUCCCCUCCCUCAGUGUCCCUCCCUCAGUGUCCCCUCCUUCAGUGUCCCUCCCUCAGUGUCCCCUCCCUCAGUGUCCCCUCCCUCAGUAUCCCUCCCUCAGUGUCCCCUCCCUCAGUGUCCCUCCCUCAGUGUCCCCUCCCUCAGUGUCCCUCCCUCAGUGUCCCCUCCCUCAGUGUCCCUCCCUCAGUAUCCCUCCCUCAGUGUCCCCUCCCUCAGUGUCCCCUCCCUCAGUGUCCCUCCCUCAGUAUCCCUCCCUCAGUGUCCCCUCCCUCAGUGUCCCCUCCCUCAGUGUCCCCUCCCUCAGUAUCCCUCCCUCAGUGUCCCCUCCCUCAGUGUCCCCUCCCUCAGUGUCCCUCCCUCAGUAUCCCUCCCUCAGUGUCCCCUCCCUCAGUGUCCCCUCCCUCAGUGUCCCUCCCUCAGUAUCCCUCCCUCAGUGUCCCCUCCCUCAGUGUCCCCUCCCUCAGUGUCCCCUCCCUCAGUGUCCCCUCCCUCAGUGUCCCCUCCCUCAGUAUCCCUCCCUCAGUGUCCCCUCCCUCAGUGUCCCCUCCCUCAGUGUCCCUCCCUCAGUAUCCCUCCCUCAGUGUCCCCUCCCUCAGUGUCCCCUCCCUCAGUAUCCCUCCCUCAGUGUCCCCUCCCUCAGUGUCCCCUCCCUCAGUAUCCCUCCCUCAGGUCCCCUCCCUCAGUGUCCCCUCCCUCAGUAUCCCUCCCUCAGUGUCCCCUCCCUCAGUGUCCCCUCCCUCAGUGUCCCCUCCCUCAGUGUCCCCUCCCUCAGUAUCCCUCCCUCAGUGUCCCCUCCCUCAGUGUCCCCUCCCUCAGUAUCCCUCCCUCAGUGUCCCCUCCCUCAGUGUCCCCUCCCUCAGUAUCCCUCCCUCAGUGUCCCCUCCCUCAGUGUCCCUCCCUCAGUGUCCCCUCCCUCAGUGUCCCCUCCCUCAGUAUCCCUCCCUCAGUGUCCCCUCCCUCAGUGUCCCCUCCCUCAGUAUCCCCUCCCUCAGUGUCCCUCCCUCAGUGUCCCUCCCUCAGUGUCCCCUCCCUCAGUGUCCCCUCCCUCAGUAUCCCUCCCUCAGUGUCCCCUCCCUCAGUGUCCCCUCCCUCAGUAUCCCUCCCUCAGUGUCCCCUCCCUCAGUGUCCUCUCCCUCAGUGUCCCCUCCCUCAGUAUCCCUCCCUCAGUGUCCCCUCCCUCAGUGUCCCCUCCCUCAGUGUCCCCUCCCUCAGUAUCCCUCCCUCAGUGUCCCCUCCCUCAGUGUCCCCUCCCUCAGUGUCCCCUCCCUCAGUAUCCCUCCCUCAGUGUCCCCUCCCUCAGUGUCCCCUCCCUCAGUGUCCCCUCCCUCAGUGUCCCCUCCCUCAGUAUCCCUCCCUCAGUGUCCCCUCCCUCAGUAUCCCUCCCUCAGUGUCCCCUCCCUCAGAUGCAGACUGACUGGAGCCCUGUUGGAGCUACAGAUCGCCUUCAUCUGCAGAGAGAUGCUUCAGGGCCUGGUCUACCUUCACGCCCAGAAGAAGAUGCACAGAGACAUAAAGGGGGCCAACGUGCUGCUCAACGACAGGGGCCACGUCAAACUGGCGGACUUUGGCAUCUCGGCUCAGAUCACCGCCACUCUGGCUCGCCGCAUGUCCUUCAUCGGGACGCCAUAUUGGAUGGCUCCGGAGGUGGCUGCCGUGGAGAUCAAAGGAGGCUACAAUGAACUAUGUGACGUCUGGUCUCUGGGCAUCACUGCUAUCGAGAUGGCUGAGCUGCAGCCCCCUCUGUUCGACCUGCACCCUCUCAGGGUCUUGUUCCUCAUGUCCAAGAGCGGGUACCAGCCUCCGAAACUCAAGGACAAAUCCAAAUGGUCCUCCACCUUCUACAGUUUUGUGAAGGCCAUGUUGGUAAAGAAGGCCAGCAGGAGACCCAGUGCUUCCAAGAUGCUUACGAACCCGUUUGUGACUCAGUCUGGUCUGAGCCAGGAGCUAACCCUGGAUCUGCUGGAUCAGUUCCAGAACCCGGAAAAGCUGCGGUCCUGCCCGGCAAUCGACGACGAGGAUCUGGAGGUGGCCCCUGUUUCUCUGAGCAGGAUCCAGUCAAUGCACAGACACAGACCCGCCGAGCGCAGCAGCUCUCAUCCUUUUGUGUGUCCUUCAACCGGCCGCACCUCCAUCAAGAGAGGAUCAGACACGGUGCGCCCGCUGGUGCUGAGCCGCUUUGGCCCGAGCUCUGAAAGGAGCACACACUCGGACUCAGAAGACGACUACGAUGACGUGGAUGUACCGACCUUACAACCGAUCCCAAAACCACAGGACCAGCUCCAGACGUGUCCAUAUCCAGCCCCCACCUGCAGACCCCCGCUGCCUCCCAGGGGAAAACUGAGCAGUAGCUCUGACGACAGUCUGACAGAGGAGCCCAGGCCAGCUCCUGCCCCAGCUCUUGCCCCAGGUCCUGCCCCAGCUCCUGCCCCAGGUCCUGCCCCAGGUCCUGCCCCAGGUCCUGCCCCAGCUCUUGCCCCAGGUCCUGCCCCAGCUCCUGCCCCAGGUCCUGCCCCAGGUCCUGCCCCAGCUCCUGCCCCAGCUCCUGCCCCAGCUCCUGCCCCAGCUCCUGCCUCAGCUCCUGCCCCAGCUCCUGCCCCAGCUCCUGCCCCAGUCUGCGGUCUCAAACCCCCCGUCCCGCUCCCACGCACCAGCUUCCGCUCAGCCGGGUCUCCAGCAGCUCCUCGACCUCCGGACCUGCCUCCUAAAGGACGCCGGAAACAGCGCUCCGCAAAGGACGGCGUGGAGUGUGACAGCCCUGUCCUGAAGACCCGACCAAUUCACUUUAAGAAGGUCUUCCAUGGCUGUCCUCUGAAGAUCCACUGCUCCAGCUCAUGGGAACAUCCAAACUCCAAAGACCAACACCUGAUCCUUGGAGCUGAGGAAGGAAUCUACACAAUGAAGCUGAACAGUACUGAGGCCACUAUGGAGCUGUUGUUUCCAGGGAGGUGCUCCUGGGUUUAUCACAUCAACAACGUCCUCAUCUCAGUCUCUGGAAAGUCGUCUCAGCUGCACACUCAUUUUCUCAAAGAACUGUUUGAUCAGAGUCGCCGCGACCUGCGCCUCCCAACACACCGCCUGCUGCCCAAGAGACCUGCAGUGACCACUAAAAUCCCUGACACCAAAGGAUGCCAGACGUGCUGUGCAGGCAGCCUGCAGGGCAGUGUGUUCCUGUGUUGUGCGCUGGACAGCAGUGUGGUGCUGCUGCAGUGGUACGAGCCCCUGAGGAAGUUCAUGCUCAUCAAGGUCAGUCCUGUUUACAGAGAGACGGGUGUUCAGACCGAGGGUGAGACAGGUGUUCAGACCGAGGGUGAGACAGGUGUUCAGACCGGGGAGGAGACAGGUGUUCAGGCCGAGGGAGAGAUAGGUGUUCAGGCCGAGGGGGAGACGAGGGGGAGACGGGUGUUCAGACCGAGGAGGAGACGAGGGGGAGACGGGUGUUCAUACCGAGGAGGAGAUGGGUGUUCAGACCGAGGGGGAGACGAGGGGGAGACGGGUGUUCAGACCGAGGAGGAGACGAGGGGGAGACGGGUGUUCAUACCGAGGAGGAGAUAG